AUGUCCAACUCAUAUUCCCCCAAGCCUACUUUUCCAGCAUUUCCACCAUCUCCGUUCACGCCACCGUUUGAUGAGCUAUUCUCGUUGUAUCACUUCACUCCCCUCAAAAACAACCCUCAUGUCCUUCCUCUACCGCGUUCCAUCACUCGCUUUCCAUCUCCUAGACCUAGUCCUCUCUUCUUCAUCACCAUCAACCCUCCCCACUUUGGUUCUUUCCAAGGCCCCCCAAUCCCUAAAUUCGAUGGCAACGACCCCCCUGCAGGCUGCCUUAACCACAUCUACGAUUUCUUCGAAUUCUAUGGCACUCCUCUCCAUGAGCAAGCCCGCUUACUUCGUAUAUGCUGGUCAGGCAAUGCUUCAAGGUGGCUCCAGUGGAUGCGAGCCAACGUUCUCCUGCACCAGACCAAAAUUCCGGUCGUUGCUUCAUCCUCUUCAGCCCCGUGGAUCGAACUGCCCGGGGAUGUGACUGCCAAUAUUCUGCAGAGGCUGGGGGCGGAGGGUGUCCUCAAAAGUGCACAGAAAGUGUGUAUUACAUGGUGGAAGGUUUCCAAGGAUCCUGACUUGUGGCGAGUCAUCGAUUUCUCCAACCCUAGGCAGGGAGUUUUCAAUGACGAGUACAAUGUCAUGUGCCGUCGUGCAGUGGAUCGUAGCCAGGGACAAUUGGUCGACCUCACCAUUCAGUACUUUGGCGAUGAUGCACUCUUGGACUACAUCGUCCAACGAUCACCGAAUCUCAAACGCCUCAAACUUGGAACUUGUUUUUUCAUAUCCGGAUAUGGUGCACGUAGAACGAUUGCAAAACUUGGAGUAUUGGAAGAAUUGCACCUUACUAUUAGACCAGGAAUUGAUGUUAGCGACAUUGAAGUUAUUGGCAAAGCUUGCCCAAUGUUGAAAUCAUUCUCAUGCAACGGAUUUAACAUCUUCAGCUUUUUGCACAUUGGAUUGGAAAUAAAGGACUUGAAGCCAUCCUUAAUGGUUGCCCACGCCUUGAAUCACUUGACAUCCGAAGAUGUUUUCAUCUCGAUCUUCAAGGGGAUUUGGGAAAAAGAUGUCGUCAACAAAUUAAAAAUCUUAAACUCCCUAAUGACUCGGUCAGUGAUGUACCAUGGCCCAAUUGCGAUGGAGGCGAUCCGUUUAGUUCUUCUGCAUUCUGGUUUGAAUUUUACUUAUACGACCAUCAUACAGCUUAUCAUGACCGUCCUGACUACAACUUCAGUGGACGGUAAAUGUAUUUUUUCAAUUGAUUUCUAACGUAAGAUAUCUAUAUACUAUAUAUGAACAAAUGAUA
Messenger RNA from Salvia hispanica, 1288 nucleotides. NCBI's taxonomy places the organism in Eukaryota, Viridiplantae, Streptophyta, Magnoliopsida, Lamiales, Lamiaceae. The record is from RefSeq and is a predicted model, not a curated record.